UUAUAAAUUCCCUGAUCCAUUGUUGUUACUUCUCUUUCCUUCACAUUUUCCCGAGAAAAUCUUUCCUUCCUCUUGAGGAACACGAGAUUCACAUUUUCUCCUUCUAAUUUUCUCUUUACCAUUUUCUAGGUACUUCUGCUUCUACUACUAUUUCUACUCUUCUUUCUCUGUUUGUUUCCCUAGAAAAUCUCACAUUACCUUUCUUUUUUCGUCGUUUUCGAUGAUUUCUGUAGUUCUCUGAUGGUGAGGUUAGAAGCUUACCGAAAGCCUAUAUCUUGAUGCGUUAACUUGUGUUUGGAGAGAGUCACAAUUCAUAAAUUUUGUUUCAAGAUCAGGUUUUUACCAUUUAAAGAUUAGUAGAUUAAAAAUGAGUUGGAAUCCACAUGUUGAGGUUCAUUACUAUAACACCAGCUACCCUUAUAACAGUGCUGGAAGCUUUAUGGAAUACUUUGAAGGGCUUACAUACGAACAUGUGAAUUUCAUUUUUGAUGGCGCUUCACAUGUUCAGGAAAGUGUUUACCCAUCAAUGAAUACGAAUCUGUACAAGUUUGGGUUAUCUGAAUCUGGGAGUACCUCAUAUUUCAAUUAUGGUCAUCCGUAUGAGGUCAAUUAUCAUGAAUCGCAGAUUGAUGAUUACAGAAGGCCAUCAGAGAACACAAUGAAUAAUGAACAAAAUGCAGCUGUAAAUACAGGAAGGGAAAGGAAUAGAAACACUACUACUCGUGAGAACCCUAUUGAAUGUCCACGGAGACAUCAGAACACACACGAUUAUCAGGCUGUUUGGCAAGAUGGUAUAGAUCCUGACAACAUGACUUAUGAGGAAUUACUUGAGUUAGGUGAGACUGUGGGGAGUCAAAAUCGUGGUCUUUCUCAAGAUCUAAUAGCAAUGCUUCCAAUCUCAAAAUACAAGUGUGGGUUAUUUUCUAGGAAGAAAUCAAGAAAUGAAAGGUGUGUAAUUUGCCAGAUGGAGUACAAACGAGGUGAAAGGCGCAUCACUUUACCGUGCAAGCAUGUGUACCAUGCCAGUUGUGGGGCCAGAUGGCUGAGCAUUAAUAAGGCUUGCCCCAUAUGUUACACUGAGGUGUUUGGUGGUUUGUCGAAAACGUUAGGCAACAACCAGCAAUGAACAUAAAGAAGAUAACCUUGGUAUCGAUUUCUUUCCUUCACAUAGAGAUGCUUGCUCUGUUUUCCCACUGGACAAAAAGGAAAAAAAAAAAAAAUUUGUAUUAGGUUUUUGCAAUAAAUGAAGAGUAUGCACUUCAUUGAAAAUGGACAUGUUGGAGAGGCUGAGAGGUUGUAUAGAGUUUUAGUGGUUAAAUUUCCACUUUAUUCUAUAUUUGUUUCACUUUUACCUUGAUCAUCUUGAUACCCGGUAUAGAUUUAGUGGUUUGGAUUGCAGUCUUUUUGCCUGGUCAAGUGAAUGCAAAAGAAAAUUUAUCUA
Molecule: messenger RNA, 1441 nt
Organism: Mangifera indica (mango)
Lineage: Eukaryota; Viridiplantae; Streptophyta; Magnoliopsida; Sapindales; Anacardiaceae
Product: E3 ubiquitin-protein ligase BIG BROTHER-like
Exons: 9
Coding region: 368-1126 (252 amino acids)
Biological process (GO): protein ubiquitination; negative regulation of organ growth
Molecular function (GO): ubiquitin conjugating enzyme binding; ubiquitin-protein transferase activity
Source: RefSeq, a predicted model, not a curated record